UUGUCUUGUUUUGGCAGCUGGGUAGCACCUUAUUCCAUUGCAAAAAUCUAUUAGUCACGUUACUUCACCAUUUUUCAUGAAAUUCUUCUUCAAACGCCAUUGCAGCGCUCUCCCUUACUUCAAUACUCAAAAUACCAUAAACCCAUUAGCCAAAGAAUCCCAAAUUCGCCAACUUUGCAGGAUAGGUUCUCUUCCGGAAGCAUUUCAGAUUCUGAAUUCCAUUGAUCCCGGUGAAAUCACAGUCAAGCCGAUUCUAUAUGCUUCCCUUCUACAAACUAGCGUAAAAGUUCGUUCUUUCAGGCCCGGCCUACAAAUCCAUGCUCAUGUGGUUAAGUCUGGCCUCGAGACCGAUCGGUUUGUGGGAAAUAGUUUACUUGCUCUGUAUUUCAAGCUGGGUUCCAGUAUUUUGGACACUCGGAGUGUUUUUGAUAAUCUUGUAGUCAAAGAUGUCAUUUCUUGGUCCUCAAUGGUUACUGGGUAUCUUCGGGUGGGAAAACCCGGCAAAGCAAUUGCAUUGUUUUGGGAUAUGGUGGGGUUCGGGGUUGAGCCAAAUGGGUUCACUUUAUCUGCCGUGAUUAAAGCUUGUUCUGAGCUUCGUGACUUGAGACUCGGUCAAUCUUUUCACGCAAUGGUGUCGAGACGUGGGUUCGACUCGAAUAAUGUCAUUGUUAGUUCUUUGAUUGAUAUGUAUGGGAGGAAUUACGUAUUGGAAGAUGCAAAACAAGUGUUCGAUGAAAUGCUUGAACCAGAUGCUAUAUGCUGGACAUCAAUUAUUUCGGCCAUGACAAGGAACGAUUCGUUUGAAAAUGCUUUGACGUUCUUUUACUUGAUGCAGAGAAAUGCUGGGUUGUUGCCUGAUGGCUUUACAUUUGGAACGGUGUUGACUGCUUGUGGUAAUAUGGGGAGGCUAAAGCAAGGUAGAGAAGUGCAUUCUAAGGUCAUUACUCGCGGGCUUUGCGGAAACGUGGUCGUUGAGAGUAGCCUAGUUGACAUGUAUGGGAAAUGUGGGUCAGUUAACGCAGCUCAAGCUGUUUUUGAUCGGAUGAUGGUGAAGAACUCAGUUUCGUGGUCUGCAUUGUUGGGAGUAUACAGUCAAAAUGGACAAUUUGAAUCUGUUGUCAAGCUAUUUAGGACGAUGGAAAAAUUUGACCUUUACAGUUUCGGAACUGUUAUUCGGGCUUGUGCUGCUUUAGCAGCUGUAAGACAAGGCAAAGAGGUCCACUGCCAGUAUGUAAGAAGAGGUGGUUGGAGGGAUGUUAUUGUAGAAUCAGCUCUAGUUGAUCUGUAUGCCAAAUGUGGAUGUAUAGAUUUUGCUCAUAGUGUUUUCGUUCAAAUGCAAGUUAGAAAUUUGAUAACUUGGAACUCAAUGAUUUGUGGGUUGGCACAGAAUGGCAGAGGCCAAGAAGCAAUUGCCUUAUUUGAAGAUAUGAUUGAAAAUGAUAUUAAGCUUGAUUAUAUAAGUUUUGUUGGGGUUCUUUUUGCUUGUAGUCACUCAGGUUUGGUUGAUCAGGGAAGGAAGUACUUUGAUUUAAUGAGAACAGAUUAUGGAAUAAAGCCUGGUACUGAACACUAUAAUUGCAUGGUUGAUCUCCUAUGUCGCGCAGGGCUUUUAGAAGAAGCAGAGAAUUUGAUCGAAAAUGCUGAUUGCAGGAAUGCAUCAUCUCUUUGGGCAGUUCUUUUGGGUGCUUGCACUUCUUGUACUGAGUCCAAUACUGCUGAGAGAAUAGCCAAAAAAAUGAUGAAAAUGGAACCUGAUAGCCACUUGAGCUAUGUUCUUCUAGCUAAUGUGUAUAGAGCAGUUGGACGGUGGAGUGACGCCUUAAAGAUAAGGAAGCUCAUGAAAAGUAGAGGGGUUAAAAAGACGCCGGCCAAGAGCUGGAUCGAAACGGAUAACAGUUUUGGUGCAGAUUAUGAAAAUGUUCAUAUGGAAAACAGAUUUCCCAGUGUAGGAAAUGUUGGGUGGUGAAUAUCUAAGGUCAUGGAUGAGAAUUCUAUAAUACCUGUUGUUGACCUGGUUAGUAUCAAUCACAACCACAGGAGUGGUCGUUGCUCGUAA
Cannabis sativa is the source of this 2056-nucleotide messenger RNA. Its product is annotated as pentatricopeptide repeat-containing protein At1g03540. The record is from RefSeq and is a predicted model, not a curated record. Gene Ontology annotation, biological process: RNA modification. Gene Ontology annotation, molecular function: protein binding; RNA binding. The transcript has a single exon. The coding region runs from base 77 to 1966 and encodes 629 amino acids. NCBI's taxonomy places the organism in Eukaryota, Viridiplantae, Streptophyta, Magnoliopsida, Rosales, Cannabaceae.